CAUGAGCACCACAUUUCUGCAGACUUCAUCCUCCACCUUUGGGGGUGGCUCUACCCGGGGGGCUUCCCUCCGGGGAGGGAGUCUCUAUGGGGGAGGUGGAGGCAGAAGCGUCUCAGCUUCUUCUGCUAGAUUUGUCUCCUCAGGGUCAGGAGGGGGAUAUGGGGGCGCCAUGAGCUGUGGCUUUGGUGGAGGGGCUGGUGGUGGCUUUGGUGGUGGCUUUGGGGGUGGCCUUGGGGGUGGCUUUGGUGGAGGUGUUGGAGGUGGCUUUGGCGACUUUGGUGGUGGUGAUGGUGGCCUUCUCUCUGGCAAUGAGAAGUUUACCAUGCAGAACCUCAACGACCGGCUGGCCUCCUACCUGGACAAGGUGCGCGCCCUGGAGGAGGCCAACACCGAGCUGGAGGCGAAGAUCCGGGACUGGUACCAGAAGCAGAGCCCGACCAGCCCGGAUCACGAUUACAGCCACUACUUCAAGAUCAUCGAAGAGAUCCGGGAUAAGAUCCUGGCAGCCACCAUUGACAACUCCCGUGUCAUCCUGGAGAUCGACAAUGCCAGGCUAGCAGCGGAUGACUUUAGACUCAAGUAUGAGAACGAGCUGGCCCUGCGCCAAAGCGUGGAGGCUGACAUCAACGGCCUGCGCAGGGUGCUGGACGAGCUGACCCUGGCCAGAGCCGACCUGGAGAUGCAGAUCGAGAGCCUGAAUGAGGAGCUGGCCUACCUGAAGAAGAACCAUGAGGAGGAGAUGAAGGAGUAUGGCGGCCAGCUGGCGGGCCAGGUCAACGUGGAGAUGGACGCAGCACCAGGCGUGGACCUGACCCGAGUGUUGGCUGAGAUGCGGGAGCAGUAUGAGGCCAUGGCAGAGAAGAAUCGUCGGGACGUCGAGGCCUGGUUCUUCAGCAAGACGGAGGAGCUGAACAAGGAGGUGGCAUCCAACACGGAGAUGAUCCAGACCAGCAAGACAGAGAUCACAGACCUGCGACGUACUCUCCAGGGGCUAGAGAUUGAGCUGCAGUCCCAGCUCAGCAUGAAAGCGGGCCUGGAGAAUUCCCUGGCAGAGACAGAAUGCCGCUAUGCUACGCAGUUACAGCAGAUCCAGGGGAUUAUCAGCAGCCUGGAGACCCAGCUGAGUGAUCUCCGCUGUGAGAUGGAGAAUCAGAACCAGGAGUACAAGAUGCUGCUGGACAUCAAGACACGGCUGGAGCAGGAGAUCGCCACCUACCGCAGCCUGCUCGAGGGCCAGGAUGCCAAGCUGGUUGGCUUCGGCACCAGGGAAGCUUCCCUGGGAGGUGGUGGCGGAGGCAGCAGCAGCAGCAAAGUCCGCAUCAACGUAGAGGAAUCGGUGGAUGGGAAGAUUGUGUCUUCCCACAAGAGAGAAAUCUAA
This is a messenger RNA of Elephantulus edwardii (Cape elephant shrew), 1378 nucleotides long. RefSeq names its product keratin 15 (gene KRT15). Gene Ontology annotation, molecular function: structural molecule activity. Lineage: Eukaryota; Metazoa; Chordata; Mammalia; Macroscelidea; Macroscelididae. The record is from RefSeq and is a predicted model, not a curated record. Bases 2 to 1378 code for a protein of 458 amino acids. The transcript is spliced from 8 exons.